CGGACAUUCCGCAUUUCGAAAAAAUUAUUCUGGGAUCCGCCAAGUACACAACUGCGGAACUACAGCAUAGUCAUACAGACAAAUAAAAUAGCAUGGCGAACACUGUCCAGAUCUCGCUGCCGCUGCCUGUCUUGCCUAGCGGUUGGUCCGCUGAGAAGGAUUUCAAAGCUGUUGGCAGCCUCUCCAGCCCUGUCCAUCGGAGCGUUGAACCUGUGGGCGCUCAUUUUCUCGCAUACGCUCGCAGAAAGCGAUUCAAGCGCACUUUCUCUGAGGAUGAGCGUAUCCAGGCGGCUGAAAAUGCUAAGAAGGUUGAGGAUCAAGACGAUGGUGAGAUCAGCGAGCCUGAGGAUCCACUGAUGUUACAACGCGAUCCUAAGCAGUGGAAGGAGCAAGACCACUAUGCUGUUCUUGGUCUCUCAAAGUACCGCUACAAGGCAACCGAGGAGCAAAUCAAGCGUGCCCACCGAAAGAAGGUGCUUAAGCACCAUCCAGAUAAGAAGGCUGCGUCCGGCAGCAACGAGGACGACUCCUUCUUCAAGUGUAUUCAGAAGGCAACAGAAGUGCUGCUCGACCCCGUCAAACGCCGUCAGUACGAUUCUGUUGAUGAAGGUGCAAAUGUCGAACCUCCCACCAAGAAGCAGACGCAAAAGGGCAAUUUCUAUAAGCUAUGGGGCCCCGUCUUCGAGUCCGAGGCCCGAUUCUCCAACAAGCAUCCUGUACCGAAGCUCGGGGACGAAAAUUCGACUAAGGAGGAGGUUGAGGAAUUCUACGACUUCUGGUACAAUUUCGAUUCGUGGCGCUCGUUUGAAUACCUCGAUCAGGACGUGCCUGACGACAACGAGUCUCGCGACCAGAGGCGUCAUAUUGAACGCAAGAACAAUAACGCCCGCAAGAAGAACAAGACAGAGGACACAGCGCGGUUGCGCAAGUUGGUAGACGACGCGUUAGCCUUGGAUGAGCGUAUCAAAAAGUUCCGCAAGGAGGAACACGCCCAAAAGAACAAGAAGCGUCUUGAAAAGGAAGCUGCCGAAAAGAAGGCUGCCGAAGAAGCGGCCAAGAAGAAGGAAGAGGAAGCCAGGUUGGCUGCUGAACGUGAGGCUGCCGCCAAAUUGGAGAAGCUGGAUGCAAAGAAGGCAAAGGAGGCCGCAAAGAACGCAGCGAAGAAGAACAAGCGUGUUGUCCGUGGCGCGGCCAAGGACGCGAAUUACUUCGCUGAGGGCGAUGCGAGCGCCAGCCAGAUCGAGACUGUGCUCAACGACGUCGAUGCUGUGAUCACCAAGAUUGAUAACGAGGAGCUGGCUGAACUAACGGCCAAGUUGAAUGGCAAGAAGGAUGCUGGGGAGAUCAAGGCGGUGUUUGCAGCUGAAGUCGCAAGAUUGAAGGCCGCUGGAAAGGCGAAGGACGGUGAGCUCAAGUCUUUGGAGUAGAUUACUUUUAUCCGCUCUGAUCAAUUUCGAUCGAGCUUGUGGUUUAGUUUGCUUCCGCUGGAUACACCUAGAACUAGAGGUGGGUGCCGAUAUCAGUAACGACGUGGACUAUUUCGAUUGCCAGUGUAGCCUUCGAAUAGUGUUCUUCGAAGCUUCCUAUAGUCCUCCGUUUCUGCGCCGACCGGCUUCCAAUUCCAAUUACACAUCUAAAACUACUUUGUACUUCGUGAGGGUUAUAAGCUGUUAGUGAAAAAUACGACGCUAGGUGUAUGAGCACGAGUCCGAAUAACAAAAGCCAUCUGAAAGAGCUGACUCCUCAACGGCAAGAGCAGAUGUGGCGGAAUACGUAGAUAGGAUGCAGCAGAACAAACGGGAUGAAUUCUCC
Verruconis gallopava is the source of this 1812-nucleotide messenger RNA. RefSeq lists its product as uncharacterized. The record is from RefSeq and is a predicted model, not a curated record. NCBI's taxonomy places the organism in Eukaryota, Fungi, Ascomycota, Dothideomycetes, Venturiales, Sympoventuriaceae. Gene Ontology annotation, cellular component: cytosol. The coding region runs from base 93 to 1427 and encodes 444 amino acids. Gene Ontology annotation, molecular function: ribosome binding; Hsp70 protein binding. Gene Ontology annotation, biological process: 'de novo' cotranslational protein folding; regulation of translational fidelity. The transcript has 2 exons.